This is a messenger RNA of Fusarium oxysporum Fo47, 1157 nucleotides long. RefSeq names its product 40S ribosomal protein eS4. The record is from RefSeq and is a predicted model, not a curated record. Gene Ontology annotation, molecular function: structural constituent of ribosome; RNA binding. Bases 92 to 877 code for a protein of 261 amino acids. Gene Ontology annotation, biological process: translation. Lineage: Eukaryota; Fungi; Ascomycota; Sordariomycetes; Hypocreales; Nectriaceae. The transcript is spliced from 3 exons. Gene Ontology annotation, cellular component: cytosolic small ribosomal subunit; ribosome.
GCGAUCAACACAUCACUCGGUCCGUUCUCUGUGAAGUUGGUUCCCUCGUCCAUCCUCCUCAUCACCGCCGACAAACCAGCCAACCGACACAAUGGCCCGCGGAAUCAAGAAGCACCAGAAGCGCCUCAGCGCCCCCUCGCACUGGCUGCUUGACAAGCUGUCCGGCACCUACGCUCCCAAGCCUUCUGCCGGUCCUCACAAGCUCCGCGACUGCAUGCCUCUGAUCGUCUUCAUCCGAAACCGCCUCAAGUAUGCUCUCAACUACCGCGAGACCAAGGCCAUCCUGAUGCAGCGACUGGUCAAGGUCGACGGCAAGGUCCGCACCGAUUCCACCUACCCCUCCGGUUUCAUGGACGUUAUCACUAUCGAGAAGACUGGCGAGAACUUCCGUCUUGUCUACGAUACCAAGGGCCGAUUCACCGUCCACCGAAUCCAGGCUGAGGAGGCUGAGUACAAGCUUGGCAAGGUCAAGCGUGUCCAGCUUGGUCGCGGUGGAAUCCCAUUCUUGGUCACGCACGAUGCACGAACUAUCCGCUACCCUGACCCUCUGAUCAAGGUCAACGACACUGUCAAGAUUGACCUCGCCACUGGCAAGAUCACAGACUUCAUCAAGUUCGACACUGGCGCCGUCGUCAUGGUCACUGGUGGUCGUAACAUGGGUCGUGUUGGCGUUAUCACUCACCGUGAGCGUCACGAUGGAGGUUUCAACAUCGUCCACGUCAAGGAUGCCAUUGACAACAGCUUUGCUACCCGUGAGAGCAACGUUUUCGUCAUCGGCCAGGACAAGCCCUGGAUCUCUCUGCCCAAGGGCAAGGGUGUCAAGCUCACCAUCGCUGAGGAGCGUGACCGCCGACGUGCUUACGCCAUCUCUCACUAAAAUGUGGAUUUGCGAUUGGAAUGGUAAAAAAUGGCAUGUGGAAUGGAGUCUCGGAUUUGACGUUUGCUUUGCGGCUUUAACUACCCUGGAGAUAGCCGGCCCCCAUGAGGCUACGAUAAAAGAUGAAUUUGAGCCCAACAGAAGUGUCGAUUCCUGACAGAAAUCUCUCUCGAACCGUGAUGGAAGUGAACUGAAGACGUUGCCCUCAAUCUUUCGGCACGCCAGCGAAAACGUCACUGCCAUCCGAACGUCCCACAACUAUGAUAAUAUAUCGCAUCAC